UUCUUCACUCUCUCUUCAUCCAUCUUCCAACAUUGUUACACUUUCACACACCAUAACCUCAAAUGGCCAUUAGAAAAUCCAACAAACUCCCUCAAAAUGCAGUUUUGAAGCAAAUUCUCAAGAGAUGUUCAAGCUUAGGAAAGAAACAACAACAUGGGUAUGACGAUGAUGGCCUCCCUGUGGACGUGCCAAAAGGCCACUUUGCGGUUUAUGUGGGUGAAAACCGAAGUAGGUACAUUGUACCAAUCUCCUUCCUAACUCACCCUGAGUUCCAAUCCCUCCUUAGACAAGCUGAAGAAGAAUUUGGCUUUGAUCACGAUAUGGGUCUCACUAUUCCUUGUGAAGAAGUUGUUUUCAGGUCUCUAACAUCAACGAUGAGAUGAAAGAUAAGACAAGGGUUGAUGAUGGUUCUGAUUGAAGAGG
This is a messenger RNA of Abrus precatorius (Indian licorice), 423 nucleotides long. RefSeq names its product auxin-responsive protein SAUR50-like. The record is from RefSeq and is a predicted model, not a curated record. Bases 63 to 383 code for a protein of 106 amino acids. Gene Ontology annotation, biological process: response to auxin. NCBI's taxonomy places the organism in Eukaryota, Viridiplantae, Streptophyta, Magnoliopsida, Fabales, Fabaceae. The transcript has a single exon.